Nerophis lumbriciformis (worm pipefish) is the source of this 2482-nucleotide messenger RNA. It is a transcript of the gene gdpd4a, whose product is annotated as glycerophosphodiester phosphodiesterase domain containing 4a. The record is from RefSeq and is a predicted model, not a curated record. Gene Ontology annotation, biological process: lipid metabolic process. Lineage: Eukaryota; Metazoa; Chordata; Actinopteri; Syngnathiformes; Syngnathidae. Gene Ontology annotation, cellular component: membrane. Gene Ontology annotation, molecular function: glycerophosphodiester phosphodiesterase activity.
AUGCUGGGCGACCAGGUGACACGUGUCCAGUCUGCACUGCGAGCUGUUCAUCACAAGAAUCAAGUCCAAGCGCUGAUGGACGCCGUCUUGUCUCCUCAAAGCCAGCAGAUCUCAAGAAACUCCCUCCGUCAGCGCUUCCGUGACGUCUCAGAAGCUGCCGGAUCAGCGCCCGCCGUGUGGGGAAUGUGCAUGUUUUCUUUCUCGCCGCGAUGGAGAAGUGGUAGCGAACAGGCUGCGACGGACGCCGUGUGUACAAAUGAAGGGCGGGAAAUAAACGCUGCCGUUGAGUCAACGCCGUGUUUGCUUCCUGUUUUGAUCACACGGGAGAAUGAAAGCGGAGUUGUGGAAGGCGUGGGCCUCGCCAUUAAAAUAGAGUACAGGUGUUUGGGCCUGCAGUCGGCGUGCACGCUCUGCGCGCUCACGUCACGCAGCGGGAAAGGCACGCGCGGAGGCACGAGAUCCAGUCACUGCGGCGGCUGUGUGAGACGAGGCGGCAAAGUGGCGACAUUUUGUUGGAAAUCGUGUGGCGCAAGACUGUCUGGGACCAGACUGAAGCUGGGGAAAUUAAAGGUGGUGCGGCGGCAGCUGCUGCAAAGGUAUGAACACCAGCCCUUCGUCUCCUGUCUGGCUGGCCUUUACGGUUGCCAAUGGAGACGAUAUCAGAGAGCUCGGGCCCAGCCGGGAGAGUGCUGCUGCAGCAAGGUGGAGUGUGGGAGCUUUGGCCUCCUGAUCCUCACCUUUUUUCUGUCUUUAGUGUUUCUUUAUUUCUGGAUUGAAGCUCAAAAUGACUACAAUGACUUUGACUGGUUCAACUUUGGCACUUUGGGCUUCUGGUUUCCCUGGUCUUUAGUCUUGCUGGUUGUGGCUGCUGCACUCUUCACAUACAUUGCACUAUUACUGGUGUUGGCUGUGUGUCUGUUGUCUGAGGGUCAAAGGUUAUACCUUCACUGGAGCCACAAGACCGGCAUCAUAGUGACGUUGGUGUUCUCUGCAAUUGCCACGGCCAUCUUGUCUGACCUCUGGAGCAAAGAAUGGACAACUCUCCUUCUUUCCCUGCAGGUGACAGCUCCUGUCCUACAUGUAGCUGCACUUUCACUGAUGGCCAUCAUCUCCUGGCCGAUAGCUUUGCACUUCUUCCGCAUGAACAACAGAGCGCGUCAGGUGGCAGUUCUGGGUGUCUUCCUGUCCGGGCUUUUCUCCCUCUACUUGGUCCCUCUAGGAAUGUACUCUCCCUGCAUUAAAGACUCAGGAACGCUGGGAGCCGCCCCAAUGCUCAUUGGUCACCGAGGAGCACCGAUGCUGGCUCCAGAGAACACGCUGAUGUCCUUUGAGAAGGCGGUGGAAGCUGGAGGAGACGGACUAGAGACUGAUGUUACCAUUAGUUAUGACGGUGUUCCCUUCCUGAUGCAUGACUCUACUUUGAGGAGAACCACGAACAUCGCAGAGGUUUUCCCAAACCGAACAUACUUUGAUGCGUCCAUGUUCACCUGGGCAGAGCUUCAGCAGCUGAAUGCUGGAGACUGGUUCUUAUCUAGGGACCCAUUUGGAACAGUGUCUUCUUUAACCGAGGUGGAUCGCAACCAAGCCAAGAACCAGUCCAUUCCCUCCCUGGCACAGUUUCUGGAGGUAGCAGCUCGAAGUGGCAGACAAGUGCUGUUUGACCUUCGCAGACCACCUUUUGGUCAUCCAUACUGUCACUCAUACAUCAACACCACACUGCAGGUGGUGCUGGACCACAUCAACUCAUCUCAGGUGCUGUGGCUUCCAUCUCAGGACAGGGAGCUUGUCCAGGCUGUGGACCCGGAGCUGCAGCAGACUUCUGGACAAAGAUGGUCCAUUCAGGAGCUGUUAGAUGGUCACAUUACUACUCUAAAUCUGCACUACAGCAGCAUGUCACAGGAACAGAUCAGCAAAUACCGCUCUGUGAAUAUCAGCACUAACCUGUAUGUGAUCAGCCAGCCGUGGCUCUACACUCUGGCCUGGUGUGCUGGAGCUCAGUCUCUUACCACCAACUCCAUCCACAUUCUGUCCAACAUUGACAAGCCUCUCUUCCUCAUGACCCCUGAGGAAUAUACUCUGAUGUGGAUCCUAACUGAUGUUGUUUCUGCAAUACUCAUCAUCUCCAUUUUCAUUUUCCAUUGGUGGAGAGAGAGAGGCCUGCCCUUCCUGUCAGGCAGUCGUCAGACUCAUGAGAAUGGACCAUACAGCAAGUUUAGGACUGAGCUCAGCGAUGUCUGGUCCAUCUCUGGUGUCAACGUUCAGCCCGAACAGCGCAGCACGCCCACUUUACACCCUAACCCCCACCUGCCCACCAUCACAGAGGAGUGACAGAAAUGCACAUAAUAGUUAUCAUUAUGUUAUAUUUUUAUUUUUAACUGAAAUCCUAAGCACAGUCUAACUUGUCCAGAGAUGAUUCUGAUAUUUUGCUACCAAAGCAGUGGAGAAAUGCAGCAGUGUGGGCUUUUUUUUUUUUUUUUUUAAA